GAUGUUUACCCGGAAGUGAAACAAGCUAUCGUCGCUUUACCUCUGGCUUUACUGAUAGACCCGUGGAACGCUGCUGUACCAUAAGUUCGGUAGAAAACAAAUUGAUAGUUUGUAACGCUGCGAACUGUUUGUAGCGCAGCGGAUGAUACUUCUAGAUACAGUGUCUACUAUACGAACUAUCCAAGAGAUACCUGAGCAACACUGGAAGAAAAAUCGGCACGCCAACAAGGGCUGUUAGCCAUGUCUGCUGCCGUUGAAAUUAAGACAAAGGAGGAAAAGGAUGCUGAGCUUGACAGACGGAUCGAAGCACUUCGUAAAAAGAACCAGGCUCUAGUCAGGAGGUAUCAGGAAAUAGAGGAGGACAAGAAAAAGGCAGAGGAUGAGGGCAUUGCCGUGACACUUCCUCGAAGGACCCGUGGUGGCCAUGAGCACGAUGACUGGCCAAAGCCUGAGAAGGAAAGCUUCACUGUGACCGUAGACCUCUCCAAACCUGGAGCGGUAAACCGCGUGGUAAAUGACCGGAGAGCAGCAGCUCCGCACGUCUCAGAGAAGGGCGAUGCUCCCCGGUCAGGUGGUGAAGGCCCGUCUCACAGGCCUGGGAUGGUGUGGGCAAGGGGUGGGCAGAGAGGUGGAGGUCCUCGGCCAGAGAGGAGGGACCCCCGGCCAGAGAGACACGACCCCCACUCUGACAGACCACCGAGAGACGAUGAGGGGGGAGAAAGGCCGGCCCGAGGGGGUCGCGGUCCACGUGGUGGGAGGAGAGGGCGAGGUGGCCCAGGCCCAGGCCCAGGCCCAGACACAGACAGAAAAUCUAAGGAGUGGGAGGAGAAAAGGAGACAGAACAUUGCUAUGAUGAAUGAGGAGAUGGAGAAAAUCGCUGAAUAUGAAAGAGGUCAAAAGGCCGAUGGUGAAAAACCCAUCAGAAACUUUCUAGAUGACCCACGUCGCUCUGGCCCAGUCCCAGACAUGGAUCGCAAAGAGGGCAGCCGCCGGCACGUCCGCAACUGGGGUGGGCUGGACUUUGAGAGUGUGAAGACAGGAGCUGAGAUGGAGAAGGAGUGGAUGAGUCACCGGUCAGGAGGCAAAGGCUCAGUAGACAUGACUCUGUCCAUGACGGGCCGAGAGCGUGCCGAGUACCUGCGCUGGAAAAAGGAACGGGAGCAGAUUGACGAGGAGCGGCUGGCUCGUCAUCGUAAUGCCACGGGUCAGUGGAGACGAGAAUGGGACGCUGAGAAGACAGACACUAUGUUUAAGGAGACCCCUGAAGGAGCUGGUGACCUCACGCCAAGACAAGGUGGCAGAAGAGAUGAGAACAAAAGAGCCCCCAGGGCACCGAAGUUUGGGGAUUUCUUGGGAAGCGGCUCUCGAGAUGGGGACCGCAAGGGUAGAGUCCCCAAGAAGGGACGAGGCCAGGACAACUAUAGCAUGCACGAUAAUCGCUGGAAAUCAGAAAAAGAGGAGGAGAAAGGGCAGGAAGAGGAACAUGAAACAGGAAAAGAAAAACCUUCCAAUGAGACGACUGAGGUGAAGGAUGAGGUGGAAAAACCAGCUCCCGCAGGGACUUCAGAGGCCGGCACAGCAGAGGAGGACGAGGACGAGUGGGAGGACGCCAGUGACGGAGACGAUGAAGACGAAUUGGAGGACGCCCCCGACACGCCGCCACGGGCGCCCGCCACAUCGAGCCCGAAAGAGAGGCGCGCGCCGGUGGUCCACAUCCCUCCCCCGCAGGAUGCCCAGGCGUCUCCAGAGGGGGGUAAGCCACUCAGCCCCUUCUCUCCUCUGGAGGGCCAUCAGCCCGUCACUGACUGGGGGGAGGAGAUGGAGAUGCAGUACCCCCGCACCAGCAUGGAGGAAAGCCCACUCAGGCCUAGCAGCAGCUCAGAGACUAACACCAGUCAGGAGAACAAGGGACAGGACUCAACAGCACACACAGACGACUUUGCAGUCGCUGCAGAGGUGGUGGAUAAGACCACUGAAGCACCUGCCGAAGAGGCCAUCCAGCAGUCCGAUUCCUCCUUGCCACCCAAGGAAGAACAGACUGAUGACGCACAGGCACCCAACGCAUCAAAGGACGCUGAGGAUGCUGAGGAUGUUGUGUCCCCCACCACAGAGCCACCACCGAAUGAAGCAGAAGAAAAUCCCCCCGAUCAGCCUGCCUCAGGUUGAGAAGAUUUGCUGCAAUCAGGUAUACCAUGGCAAAGGGACGUGGAGAACAAAAUGGGUGGGUUCAGAUGGAAGUCAAUCAUAUGUGACAACAGCCGUGGACUAAUGAGAAAAGAGGUGAAAUCAGUCAUUGUCAUAGACUACUGCUGACUAUCACCACCACAAGCGUGUUUGGCAAUUCUCAUUAUAAAUGAAAUGGCAGGGCUGGAUUUUGCAAUCAAUAUAAUUUCAAAUCAUGUGUUACUAAAUGUACAUACUGCAGUCUCUGCUCAAAGAUUAUGGCUUUAGCAAUGGCUACUAUUCCUAAGCCUUGUGUAACUUUUUAAUGUGUUCUCUGCAACUCUGAAUGGAUUUGUGUACUAUGUAUUCGUGUUACAUGAAUAGCACUAUUACAUCCACUGAGUGUAUUUGUAAAUUGCAUCAUUGUUUAUUGUAGGGUGACUGUAGGGACAAUCUGUGCCCCUUUAAGGCAUAGAUUGAUGCUUACCUAUAGGUAUCCUUUAUACUGUGGCCACUUUUUGAAUUGAAGCUUUUCUUUUUUCCCCUAAGAGUUAUACACACAGAAAUCUUCCAUUUACAGGGCUAAGGACAUUGUUUACCUCAGUUGGAAUAGCUAUUCAGUUUUAAAAAAUUAAGUUUGAAAGAUUUUGAAAUGAGAUUGUUUGGUAUUUUUUCUAUGUAUGCGGUCUGCAUUCCUUUCAGUGUGUGAGUGUGUGUAUGUGUGAGAAUUUUAGUUUUUAAUAAUUUGUUUUAGCAAUUCAGACUUUAUUUUUACUGUAAGCAAAACACCUAUGAAUGUGUUCAAACUGUGUGAGACUCAUACAUUUUAAAAUAAUAAUAAAAAAACGUCCCUAUAAUGAUUUUUAUUUUUACGUUUUUUAAAAUAGGAGCUUCAACUAGGCCUGACAUUUUUGAUUAGCUAUGCUUGAAGGUUGCAUGUUUGUAUCAUGCUACCAGAUGUAUUUCACAAUCAGGGUGAGCGCUUGAGAUUACCAAGAUAAGUUAUGUCUGACCUAUGUCUGUGUACCUCAAAAUACAUGAUCAUGUUUGACAA
Alosa sapidissima (American shad) is the source of this 3217-nucleotide messenger RNA. RefSeq names its product coiled-coil domain containing 9 (gene ccdc9). The record is from RefSeq and is a predicted model, not a curated record. The coding region runs from base 241 to 2166 and encodes 641 amino acids. The transcript is spliced from 15 exons. NCBI's taxonomy places the organism in Eukaryota, Metazoa, Chordata, Actinopteri, Clupeiformes, Clupeidae.